Messenger RNA from Scheffersomyces coipomensis, 828 nucleotides. Its product is annotated as Skp1 family, tetramerization domain-containing protein. NCBI's taxonomy places the organism in Eukaryota, Fungi, Ascomycota, Pichiomycetes, Serinales, Debaryomycetaceae. Bases 190 to 657 code for a protein of 155 amino acids. Gene Ontology annotation, molecular function: cullin family protein binding. The transcript has a single exon. Gene Ontology annotation, biological process: SCF-dependent proteasomal ubiquitin-dependent protein catabolic process. The record is from RefSeq and is a predicted model, not a curated record. Gene Ontology annotation, cellular component: cytoplasm; nucleus.
UCUAAAUCAAGCAUACCAAAGUUUUUUUUGCGCCCUACUGCAGAAAAUUGCGGCCAAAUAGAUUUGCAUAACAAUGUUUGACCAGUUAUAUAUAUAAUUUGAUUAUGCCUAGUUUAAUUGUAAAUCUAUAUUGUUGAUUCUUUUCUGAUUAGAUAUAGUUUAUUCAAUUAAAGACUAUAUUAACUAAUAAUGUCACAAUCUAAGAUUACAUUGAUUUCAUCUGAUGAACUUGAAUUCCAAGUGGAUCAAGAAGUGGCUGAAAAAUCAAUAACGUUAAAGAAUCUUAUUGAAGCUUUAAAGGAAGAUGAUACCUUAGAAAAAUUUGAAAUCCCAUUACCAAAUAUUAAAGGUAAAUAUUUAAAAAAGAUCCUUCAAUGGUGUGAACAACACAGGGAUACCAUUCAUGCUGAGCCUGACGCUUGUGACCAGUCUGAUGGUAAUAGAAAUGUAGUACUUGAUCCAUGGGAUACUGAAUAUUUUCAAGUUCCUCCAAAUGCCUUAUAUCAUAUUAUUGAUGGUGCAAAUUUCUUAGAUAUUAGUUAUUUAAAAUUACAGGGUUGUAAACUAAGUGCAAGUUUCGUUCAGGGUAAAACUUCUGAACGCUUGAAAAAAAUCUUUUCCAUGAAAGUAGAAGCAGAUGCUGAUGAAGACGAUUAAGAUGUCGAUGUGGUUCUUGAAUAGAUUUGGAUAAAAAAUACAUAAUCCCUUGUUGGUGUUAUAUCAAGCUGGUUAUAAUGGACUUUGGUUUUAUGUAGUGUGAUACCAUAUUAGGGGUGAGAAAAUACACACAAAAAGUAUAACUCUAUGAAUUGCAGUAAAAAUGUAGUA